Molecule: messenger RNA, 1580 nt
Organism: Ziziphus jujuba (common jujube)
Lineage: Eukaryota; Viridiplantae; Streptophyta; Magnoliopsida; Rosales; Rhamnaceae
Product: pentatricopeptide repeat-containing protein At4g16390, chloroplastic-like
Exons: 6
Coding region: 1-1515 (504 amino acids)
Cellular component (GO): chloroplast
Molecular function (GO): oxidoreductase activity, acting on paired donors, with incorporation or reduction of molecular oxygen; monooxygenase activity; iron ion binding
Source: RefSeq, a predicted model, not a curated record
AUGGUUAUUCAAGAGGUGCUGCGGCUAUACCCGGCAGUGAUAUUUGUGUCAAGGCAAGCCUUGGAAGAUGUGAAGGUGGGGGAAAUGUUGGUCCCCAAAGGUGUGAAUAUAUGGAUAUGGAUGCUAGAGUUGCACAGAGAUCCUGAACUUUGGGGACCUGAUGCUUACAAGUUCAAUCCUGAAAGGUUUGCCAAUGGAGUUUCCGGGGCUUGCAAGUGUCCUCAAGCCUACUUGCCCUUUGGUGUUGGUCGCCGAGUAUGUCCUGGACAGAGCUUAGCCAUGGUGGAACUGAAAAUACUUUUUGCUCUCAUUGUAUCCAAUUUCACUCUCUCUGUUUCUCCAAAAUAUAGUCACUCCCCUGUUUAUGGUUUGCUUUUGCAGCCUGAACAUGAUGUUGUAAUAUUGUUGUGGUUUCUCUCGUCGGUGUCUCUUGCUGGUGUCUUUCGCAGACCAUUCUCGCCCGACCGUUCGCAUCGCUCCGAGUUGAAACCUCGGUCCUUCAAAUCCUUGAGAUUUCCUGGCGAGUCCUUCGAUUCUUCAUCACCUUCCUCCCUCACUUAUGGAAUCCAUGCCUUUCAUUGCCCCGACCCCGUUGUGCAAGAGACUCAGAAUCCAGAAGUUGCAGAUUCUCCAACCCCAGAUGGAAAACGUGGUUCUUCAUCAAAAAGCUACAUCUGGGUCAAUCCCAGUAGCCCCAAAGCUUCACAGCUUCGACGGAAAUCUUACGAUGCCAGGUAUACCAAACUAGUGAGGUUAGCUGAAGCUUUGAAUUCUUGUAAUUCCACUGAAGAUGAUGUUGCGAAUGUUUUGGAGGAUUUAGGUGAUAGAAUAGUAGAACAAGAUGCUGUGGUUGUUCUCAAUAAUAUGGUUAAUCCUAAAAAUGCAUUGCUUGCUCUCAAGUUCUUUCAAAGUAAAUUGAAACCUAAGAGGGAAGUAAUUCUUUACAACGUAAUGUUGAAGGUGUUUAGGAAAUGUAAGGACUUGGAUAGAGCAGAGAAGCUGUUUGAUGAAAUGCUUGAGAGAGGUGUUAAACCUGAUAAUGCUACCUUUUCAACUAUGAUUAGCUAUGCUAGGAUGUCAUCUUUCCCUGAUAAGGCCGUUGAGUGGUUUGAGAAAAUGCCCACUUUUGGAUGUGAUCCAGAUGAUGUUACCUACUCGGCAAUGAUUGAUGCUUAUGGUCGUGCUGGUAAUGUUGAUAUGGCUUUCAGCUUGUAUGAUCGUGCUAGAACAGAGAAAUGGCGCAUUGAUCCGGUGACAUUCUCUACUUUGAUUAAAAUUCAUGGGCAGUCAGGGAAUUUCGAUGGGUGUUUGAAUGUCUAUGAGGAGAUGAAGGCUAUAGGGGCCAAGACAAAUUUGGUUAUUUAUAACACCUUAUUGGAUGCUAUGGGAAGAGCUAAGAGGCCUUGGCAGGCCAAGAAGAUUUACAAAGAGAUGACUGAGAAUGGAUUUUCCCCAAAUUGGAUGCCAAGAUUGAGAUUGUGCUGGGGAAGUCUAAGAAAUUUGACUCUCUUAUGACUGCUGCUGUGGCAUCUGAGUUAGCUACUAAAGACAAGGAAAAUGUUAAUAGAAACCUUCUUUUU